CAAAAAUUACAAUUAGAAUUCAUCUACCGCUGCAUUACCUGCAAGCUAUCGGCUCUACGCUGAUUAAGUGAUUCGGUGAUUCCGCGGAAUCGUUGUAACUAGCCAGUCUUGUGCUUUUUGUGGUUGGCGUCGCGGCUACAAACAGGGAUUGCAUCAAAUUCUUUGUUUGACGCCGGAGUGUAUACAAUUUAGAAAAGAUCUUUCCUCUGGCCUUAUCCAUAGAAUGACUUCCGCCGGAGAUUCUGGGAUGCGAAAAAACGACAAGCCUUCGCUUCGUAUGAAUUUGUCGGCAGCGAAUUUGUCCAAGACUGAAGUGGUUCCUUCGGUACCCGCUGCAAAGAAGCGAAGGUAUGCGCCAAUCGAUCUCCCACUCAGUAUGGCUUCGGUAUCAGAUGUGCGAGUGUUGCAUCAGAAAACUUCGAUGAGUUUUGCCCUCCAAUCGAGUCUCAACCGCGAGGAAGCUACCUGGCAUGCGCAGGGCACAACGACGCUCUUUCUUACAACGCCGCAUCCACCAACCCAGCCACUUUCCGAGUCUUCAACAGUCCCCCUUGCUCUACAUUUACGAGGUUCCUGCCAAGUGUCACAAGUACAUGUUCAAACUCUAACUUGGACAAAAAAUCAGCCCGAGCCAAAGCCGCAGACUCUGCGGACUUCCUAUCAUCACGUGGACCCGUUGCAGCACGUAUUGGUCAAACCGCCAUCGUCGUACACUUUCGAAGAGGAUCACAAGAAAGAGUUUCGAUUCGAUGCUGAUGCUCAGUCCUCGCGUGGUGCCGUCGGUAUGACGUCAGCUCUUCGGGCUGCGAGUGUUGCGAGUAAUCUUGGAGAGCUGCGAAUCACGUUCGAGGCUUUGAAUAGUAAAAGCGAGGAAACAACGAUAGAUGCAGUCCAAAGUUCGUGGCGACACCUAUUGGAAGCUACCUCCAAUGAAGGGGAUGUUGUCCAACGCCUGAAAUCCAGCUGGAAUGGACGAGCUGGACAGCGUCGGAAUCGCCGAUUGAACUUAAUAGCAUCCUGUCUUGCUGCAGCAUCGAAUCAGAAUCGUGCUUUUUGUGUUACAGUCCGAUACAACAUUGCGAUUGAAAAGUCAAUCGCACAUCUAGGUGGGCUCCACGCAUUGACAACGAAUCGCACGCCUCAUGUCUACACGACGGCCGGAGUCUACGGUGACCACGAGGGAACCCGAUGUUGGCUACCCUGUGCAGAUUCAGCAGCUGCUCAUCACCGCACCUCCCACGAAUUUCUUGUACAUGUCACCGCAGGUAUGACGCAUGGCCUCGCGACGAUGGGGCUGGGAGAAGACAUGGGCUGUAGAGAAACUCUCCUGCAUGACAGCUUUACGAAGACAGGGGCCAAAAGUAUCCCGUCUCGAGCCGCAAAUGAGUUUGGCGCACAGCAUGUGAAGUUUUUGGAAGAUCUCUCAGCCAAGAAUACUGACAACUCUAUUUCUCACUGGAUUCCUCCGGAAGAGUCGCAUACAGUAGCAAUGGGAGAUAUUCAAGCGACGCAUGUUUGGUGUUCUGGGACUUGGACGCCUGUUCCUGCCAGAUCACUGGGGUUUUCUAUCGGCCCUUUCCGUGUUCUAGAAGAUCCCGAGUACUUUGAGGCUGCGGCGGAAGCAGAAGUAGAUGAUGAUGAAAAGGGUCCCGACGAACUGAUCGAGACAGCCCGCUCAAGCGGCGAAGGAAUUCGACAGGCUUACUUUUGCCCCGUAUUCGCCCGGAAGUUUAUUCAUCGCGAUGCAAGCCGUGUCUUGCUUCCGGAGACUCAAUUGGUGCUCGCCGACCUUUCAUCCCGACAACGCGAAAUUCUGAAUCGAUUGGACCAAAGUGUCUUAUCGACAACCGUGGGUGUUCCUCACCGAGCCUUGUCAUUGAUGCGAGAUGUGCUGGCCUUGCCGACCUACCGGACAGCCUCGUAUACCCAAAUUUGGAUUCCAAACGCCCUUCAUGGGGGUGUGACCAGUGGAUCAUUUCACUUCUGUCCCGAAGUGUUGGUCAAUCCUUUUUUGGGUGGUGCCGUAUUGGACUCAAGGAUGCUGCCGCCCACAGGAUCUCGGCUACCGUUUUAUCAAGGGGGGCGAGUACUCCAAUGUCUACAGGCACGAUGUGCUAUUCGCGGAUGGAUUGUCGCAAGUUUACCUUUAGGAGGAAAAGAUGAUGUUGGCGGGGGCUAUAUUUUUGCCUUGGCUGAAAGCUUGCUGAUGAGCCUUUACGAGCGUGGCAAUGGGGCUCAUGGAGAAGGUGGAGGGAAAGGCGGCGUAUUUUUUAGUAACCGUUACUCAUUUGGAAGCGGGUUAAACAGUUCAAACCUAGACUUCCUUCCGGUUCAAAACAUCGAAGACAUGGAUGUGGUCAUUUCUGGUGUUGGUGCUGUACCAGUCGAAUACGAAUUUGCUCUAGUGGACGACCGACAAAACGAUCAACUUUGGAGAUCCGCAACGAACGGAUCAGAGUCCCAUACUUCAUCCACGGAUGAAUUUAAUGUGCGGCAACUUCUUUGCCGGGAUGCGGUAGAAGCUUUGGAACGUGGGACGGACAAAGACAAGGCGGUCCCGAGCCCUUCGAUGGGUUGGUUUGGGUCACACUUGUCACUCUCGUUUCUUUCAAGCAAUGCUGCUUCCAGUAGCGAUUUAGGCUGUGGCGGUGUGGAGUUGCUGCAUCCCAUCGGUGGGCUUGUGUACCGCGCUUUAAAAUGUGAAGUAUUUCGAGGCAUCGUCGAAGGCAGAGCUGGUAUCGCAAAUUUUGUUCGGCUUAUACGUGCAUCGUUCAUCGCUGCACAUUUAGAGGACCUCGGUGAAAGCGAGCUCAAGUUAGCAAAAAAACGUGAAAAAGAAGUAAAGGACACUAACUCGAGCGUGGAAAAAGAUGAAGUUGUACCAAAGGCGCCUUUCGUCGUUUGUGUGAACGAAAUUCUAAAAAAGAAAGGUUUGUCGCACACUCUUUUUACUCGGGCCCUGCAAAACCUUUCUGGACGAGCGAAAGAACCACAUCUUCUUGGAACACUAGUGGAUGUGGAGCGACACGCGGAAGACCCUCGCACUCGUCGACCAUUCGUGGAACCAGAAGGUUUUCCCAAUUCGUUCGUUAGAGGUGCCUCGCUUCUGUAUUGUCGGGUUGGAGUGCAGGUGGAACAAGCUCGAGACAGCACUGGUACCCAAGGACCAACGGUCGGAAAAGGUAUACAAAUGCAGGCCUAUGCCGAGCCUGUUAUUCCGGAAGGUGGAUUAGCAUUCAGUGGUCCCAUCACUGUCCGUGUUAUUGAGAACGAAGGGCAAUUUCGUGAAUAUGUUAAAGAUAUUGUGGCCGAUGGUAGUCGACGCGAUUGGGGAACCACAUUUCUGCAUGCGAAGCCUGUAACGACGGUAAAGGCGCAGACCGCGGCAAGUGGGACGAUCGAAGCAUCGAGCAGAACUUCGAAAGAAGGAUCAAAGUCGUUGGGUUCCGUUAGCAGCAGUAUCUUUACAGACUCCUUUUUUCACAGCGGUGGAUAUCAGGCGAUCGAGUUGAUACGUUUGACAAAUCUUUCACCCCUCUUGUGGGUUCGGGUAGAUCCAAUGGGUUUGUACGCUGGACGUAUAUCUGUCUGUCAGCCAGAUGCUUGUUUAGCCGAGCAGCUUUUCCAUGACGGCGAUGCUGCUGCUCAGGUGGAAGCGAUUCGUACACUCGCCGAGCGGCCAAUCCGAAUUCAGCCAUCAUCCAAGGUGAAUGCUGUCUACGACGUUAGUGUUAUGGAGCUACCGGUUCGAGUUCUUGGUGAUUGUUUGCGCGGAUCUCCAGCUCUACACAGCUCGCUUCCUCACACACCUGCAAUACGGAGCCAAGCCGCCCUAGCAAUUGCACAAUGGCAAAACAACAAGGCUCCACCGUCAAAGGAUUCAGUGGAUGCAGACAGCUGGAUAGGGAUCAAUUUACUAUUGCACUACUUCCGUGAGCGGUUCUACAGCAACUCAAUCAUCAUGCCAACUAAGUUCUCUCGCCUCGCGUUGAAGAAAAGUGAUGUUGAAAUGAAUCAAGCUGCAGCUGCGAACGAGAGCGCGGGUGCGAAUCAACCUACGUUUGACGAUGCCUACGAAUACCUCGACAUACUUGAAGCCGGAGAGGAGCGAGCGGCAGCCUUGGAAGACGCCGAUCAGGUUGAAAUAGAGGAAGAUGAAGAGUACAGGGUUCGAUCAGCUGUUGUUACUGCGAUUGCUUGUACCCGAGCUAAAGACGGUCUUACUCCGUCAAUUGCGGUUGAAUUCUUGGAGACAGUGCUGGAAGCAGAGGAUGCAUCAGUCGUUGGCCAUCUGAUUUAUCCUGACGAAGAGUUGAUGAUUGAAAAGAAUUUUCGAACGAAGAAGUACAAAACCGAGCUAAAUGCGGACGAUAUAGAGGUUUCUACCAGCAAUUACAUAUCCACUCCAUCUCUGUCCUUUGUCUCGAGUGCAAUGAUUGCCGAUGCACUCCUUGCAAUGUGCCACAUCAAUGCUUCCCCUACUGUCUACACUGACCCAGCAACAGGGGGAAAAGUUGUUUCUUCUGGCCCUCAUCCUGUAUCCAAGCUUAUUAAAAUUGCAAGAGAAUGGCUCGACUGGGAGAAUUAUAGGGAGAGCAUCCGGAAUGAACUAGCAAUGGAAGACCGAUCUGGCAUUUCUGGAAACUGCUACGACAAUAUCGCAGCUUGCGCUGUUACUGCCCUUUCGACGCUGGCGAUUCUUCGUCAGAGCACAACAGAAGGUGAACGGACCGUAAGCUCCCGUAAUAUUGGGAACGGAGAGAAAAACUCAGAAAGAAAGACAGAGGACAUCGCCACAGCAAAAUUUUACGUUGCCAUGUUUGACGAGCACCCAGUCCACAAUGACCCAACUCGAGCUGCCUGUGCACAGGCGAUGUCGUGCAUAUGCUGUGCCACGGAUAGGUUUGAGGAUGAAAAGAAGCCUCCACUGGGUCUCCUCUCAGCUCUUGAGUUUCUUCUAGAUCGAGUACUAGACGAUGAGGUCUCACCCUGUCUUAAACAGACGUUAUGUUUAAUUAUGAUGGAUGCGUGUACCGGAAAAGUUUCGUCUAUGCAGCGCGUAGGUGUAAUUGGAGGUAGAAACGAUCUCUUCGUAACGGCUGCCCGAUAUUUCAAUGGGCCGUUGGGAGCAAGCCAAGGCAACGACAAUGGAAGUGCGCUUCUAACUUCCGUCUCACCGUCGUCCUCUCCAGCAGCGAGCGCAGUUAACGAUGGUGCGCGGAGAGGUCUGCGUCUUUUGAGUCGGGCCGGCCAUCCGAGAGAAGCGUUGGGAGAGGAGAUUGUUGUAAGAGUUGCUCGCUUUGCCACGCGACUUUGGCGAACAAUCAAUGGAGAGCCUGCUGAGGCACUGACCAGCGGUAUCGUCCGAUUGGGUCCUUCCCUGGGCGUAUGCGCCUACGACGGCGCCUUGCGGUGCACACUUUUGUCGUUGUGGCAGUGGAUAUGGCCGCGCGGCUGCUUCGCAGUCCUGCAGGUCCAGGCUUGGAAGGCACACGAAGGGACGGACCGCUAUUUUGGUCUCGGGGCACAUCACGUAAUGAAGAUUACCGAAGAUGAGAAGGUUGCCGCCACAGAGGAGGAGGAAGCAUUGUCCGAGUUAAACAAGAUAGUCAGUACUGAAUUGGACCGUCAAGCAUGGCGUGGUGAAAUGUCUCGCAAGGCUUACGACAUCUAUAAAUCUUCCAAAGGGCAUCGGCCAACCUUUACCUCCAAUUCAAAGGGAUGCUGCAUUUAA
Molecule: messenger RNA, 5734 nt
Organism: Phaeodactylum tricornutum CCAP 1055/1
Lineage: Eukaryota; Bacillariophyta; Bacillariophyceae; Surirellales; Neidiaceae
Exons: 5
Coding region: 224-5734 (1836 amino acids)
Biological process (GO): transcription initiation at RNA polymerase II promoter
Cellular component (GO): transcription factor TFIID complex
Molecular function (GO): chromatin binding; transcription cis-regulatory region binding; RNA polymerase II general transcription initiation factor activity
Source: RefSeq, a predicted model, not a curated record